Molecule: messenger RNA, 1052 nt
Organism: Panicum hallii
Lineage: Eukaryota; Viridiplantae; Streptophyta; Magnoliopsida; Poales; Poaceae
Exons: 2
Coding region: 78-878 (266 amino acids)
Source: RefSeq, a predicted model, not a curated record
CAAAAUUUGACAGCAACCACGUAUAGGGCACAAGGAAAGCUCCGCAGCUCUACAGAGAUCCAGCAGACCGGCCGGCAAUGGCGUCCGCGACGGCGGCGAAAGACGCGACGCCGGCGCUGGCGCCGGCCGCUGGCGGUCCGCAGCUGAAGCUGCUGGUGGACAAGCGGUCGCGGCGCGUGCUGUACGCGGAGGCCCGCAAGGACGCGGUGGACUUCCUGAUCGGCCUGCUGCGCGUGCCCGCGGGCCUCGCGGCUCGCGCGCUCGCCAAGCACGGCGAGCGCGCGCCGGGGUCCCUGGGCUCGCUCUACGCGGGGGCGCGCGACCUGGACGACGCGUUCUUCGCCUCCGCGCCUCCGGACCGCGACGCGCUCCUCAGCCCCGCGCUCCCCUCCGCCGCGGUCACGCUGCUGCUCGGCGAGGACGCGCUCCCGCCGCCGCCGCCGCCUCCCCCGCCGCCGCGGUACUUCCGGUGCUCCGCGUACGUGACCCCGUGCCGCGCGAACCCGACGAACGUGACGGACGUGUCGGGGACGCCGUGCCCCGCGUGCCGGCAGCCGAUGACCGUGGAGAUGCGGUGGGCGCCCGGGGACGCGCACGGCCGGCCGGCGCCGGCGCAGGCGCGGGAGGCCGGCGGGUACGUGAAGGAGGUGGUGACGUACCUGGUGAUGGACGACCUCACCGUCGCGCCCAUGUCCACCAUCUCCGCCAUCAUGCUGCUCAAGAAGUUCAGCGUCAAGGACUGCUCCGCGUUGGAGGAGAUGACCGUUGAGCUCGGCACAAAAGAGGCGGUGAUGCUCCUCAAGUCGUCGCUGCAGUCGUCGACGGCGCUGACUGAUGUCUUCAGCGGCGGCGUCUCCAUCGACAGGAUUGAUGGUUAAUGGUGUGUGCUCGAAUGGGGUGUCGUAGUACAUCGUAUAUAGCCGUCGGUUCAAUCUGUACAUAAGUCAUGCGAACAAGAUCAGAGCCGAUGCAACAACGAUCUACAACUCCAUUGAUAUGUAUACAGGACUAUUAUUUGAAAGAAAAGAUGUCCAGAGAUAAUGCGGCAAAAA